GCACGCUACCGACAGAGAUACCAACUGUAAAUACAACACAAACGUUGCGUCAUAUUGCGCACUGUGUCUCGAGUCGUGUGUCGCGAAUCUCGUUUUCGAAAGAGCACGCACACACAUGCCGCGUCGUGAAAUCAAAUCAUCGGCCCGGGAAACAAGAGUGGAUAAAUCACGAGCGAUAAUUCACGGUGUUCGUCAGAUGCGAUCGGUUUUGGCGCGUGUGGUUGCGUACGUGUCGCGUGACUGUCGAUUCACGUAUCUGUGCGCGCUCGGUAGGUCAAAAUGGCGUGAACCGACCGUGCGAUUUUAGGUUAUCUUCGCUCGUGGCAAAUCAGCGCGGGUACAGAAACAAAGACGCGCGCCUCACCACCAGUGGAAUCGUUUCUCUUGUGUGCUCACCACGAUCCUCCACGUGCGUUUUUGGGUCCGAGUUACAUGAGUUAUGAGGACGGAAUGCCCGCAGGCGGUAACAGUCGUUUCCGCGGUUACCCAGCGCGGAUGUCCGAGCGACAACAGCUUGCGCUUCUUCUUCAAAUGACCUCACAGGAAAUAGUAUCAGGCGGAAACAGAACAGAAAACACAACUACAUCAAACACCACCCCAAGGUCGUCGACAUUACAGCAGCGAGGGUCAAAAGGCCGCUGGACUAGCAAAAAUGGGGAAUCGGCAGUGCAAGCCUCUAUCAAUCGCAAAGAAGAUUUUCGAGUGCGACAGAUGCUCGUGAAUGGAUACGAUCUCAACAGCGCACGACCGACAAUGUCGUUGGCGGGUACAGAUAUUACAGGUGCGAGUUCACCUGAUGAAAGUACAACAGUUACCCCUGAUAGCCCAUGCUCUCCGGCUGAAACGAGCGCAUCAGCGCCGUCAAACGAACAACAAGAACAGGAGCAGCAACAACAACAACAGAAACAACAGCUUUACCAACAUCACCAUUCUCAAUUCCAACAGCAGCAGCAACGUACGACCGGAAGUGCGCCAGCCGCUGCACCGCACGUUGCUGAGGACAGUGGAGCCCCCUGUGAGAUGCGGAGGACACCACCGCAAAAUAAAGUCGAUAGAUCGGGAACCGGGCAGUCUGGAAGCUCGCCGAGGGUGACGCUUCGACUCAACCAGGUGCGAGUAGCGAGGGAUGAAAAGAAAGGAGGGGGCGCUACUAACUCCCGUCAGGGCGGCAUGAACGCACAGAACCAAGGUCAAAUGGAAACUUCGUCGAAGACGUCGUCAAACGUCUCGUCAGGGACCGUGAAUGCCGCCUCGGGCUCUAGUGCCUCUGGGAACACAUCGUCUACUGGUGACAGUGGCGAUGUGUACGAGUUCAAAAGUUCAAAGGAGCCGACACCGGUCAGAGGUGCGAGCUCAUCGCCGAAUCCUAAUCCCGAGAAAGACAAAGAUGGCAGUAAGUCUGCCGGCGGUCAGGGUGGUCAGGGUGGUGGUAACAACGUGUCCACCGCUGGUAGUGCAACAACAUCUUCCGGUGAAACAACCACCACAUCAAGUACUACCGACGAUGCCCCUGCGGUUUCAGCGUCGCCUUCGUCUAAACGCGCGUUUGAAAGCGACAAUACAGAGGAACAGGACGAAGAGAAUCGCCGGAAGAAACGGAAAGACUCGGAGCCUGUGAAAGAAAAUUUGAAAGGCACCACCACGGGAAGACAGAGUACUGGUAGAAAUGCUGCCAACACAGGAGAAAAGUGUACAAAAUCGGGUAAACAGGGAUCUGGAACAACUUCUGGUAAAAGUAAUCAAAAUACAACUUCGAUCAAUGCAGAUAGAAAAAGUCCAAGUACUUCAAUGGCGAGCAGUCCCAAACCUUCGAAUCCUCCUGGUUCUACCACUAACAGUAAAACAAACACACCAGCGCCUCCUGAAUCCGACGGCGAAGACGAUCGAUCGAAGGGUUCGGAUUCUAAUUCAGCUCCUAAAGUACCACCCUUAAAAAUAGUUAUUCCACAAAGUACCACAUCCGAGCAAGAGCAAGGUAAUAGAAACGGAAAAAGCACAUCAAACAGGAGUCAUCAGUUGCCCUAUGUAGUCGCUAGCUCUAAUAGUAAUGAUUCCACGGAUAAAGAUCAGAAUCAGUCCAACAGUGGUACAACGAGUCCUACGGAGAGUGGAAAUAGCACUAAAAAUGAAGAUAAAAAGGAUUUCAGCGGUGCUCUACAUGGUGAAGAAAGAUCGACACAUCAUCAGAGAGUGCUCAGAAGUUCACAUAGAUCUGGUAAUGGCAGCAACGGUUCAGCCACCCUGAAGGAAAAUUCUGCCACUGCGGGUAAUGGGAAUUAUUCGAAUUCAUCUCCUUUACCAGUUGCUGCUUCAACGGAUCGUUCCAAUAAUUCGUCUCCACAACAACGGCAUCACUCACCAACGCCUGAAACAACUGGUUCUGAAUUGAGCAAGAGUACCUCGACAGAAGUCUCGAAUAAUAACACCGUUUCAAAGACAAACGUCAUGGCAGAGAAAUCAGAAAAGAACAACGAAAUUAGUGGAAAAUGUCAGAAAGAUAACGGGACGGAAAAUUCAGAGAACAUUUCUACAACUACCUCAUCGACAACGACGAACGCGGGCACUCCAGCACCGCCUGUUGAACUUCAUCCCAGAAAGAGAAAAAUGAAACCCAAUAAAGAAGCACAACAAGCUGCUACAGCUGCCUCCAAUGAAGCAUCCGAAGCGACGAAUACAGGUCCAGAAGUUCAUCCGCACGAUCAACCGAUCACUAAUUGUUAUCAGCUGUUUUUAAACAUUAGAAAACAGAUUGAACGAAGAAGAAAAGGCCUUUUUCCGGUUCAACCAAAACCGCCUCAGGGUUUCAAGGAUUAUUUAAUGAAUCGUUGUACAUAUGUAUUAGCUGGAAAUGCGAAUAAAGAACCGAAUGUUAAUCCUCCGGUCGGAUUACAAGGCGCUAUGAAGGACUUGUAUAUUGAACAAGAGAAAGAGAGAUACCGUCUUAGGAUGCAGCACGUUGUUGAAAAAGAAAAACUAGUUCUUUCGGUGGAACAAGAAAUACUUAGAGUACAUGGUAGGGCUGCUAGAGCUCUUGCCAAUCAAUCCCUCCCUUUUUCUGUUUGUACAAUAUUAAAGGAUGAAGAGGUUUAUAAUGUCAUUACUCCAGAACAAGAAGAGAAAGAUAGAAACGCAAGGAGCAGAUAUAAUGGCAGAUUAUUUUUGAGUUGGUUACAAGAUGUAGAUGACAAGUGGGAAAAAAUUAAGGAAGCAAUGUUACUCAGGCAUCACAAUGAGGCUGAAUCAUUGCAUGCUGUACAAAGAAUGGAUUGGGAAUGGAAACUGAAGGAAGUUGGAUUAUGUGAAUUUAAAGCAACACCACAGAUAGAAGAUAUUCAUGUCCCAAUGGUACAUGUUUCGGACGAUUUUGAUUUACUCCCAGCUUAGUGUACAGUGAUUGCACAAUUGAUACGGCAUAACUGUUUUGCUCAUACCUUUGAAAUGAACUCAAAGAGUAUGAUUACAAUCUGUGAUCUUUUUAAUAACGUAUUCGCCAUUCUUGCACGAUUACCAAAUUACAAUG
Messenger RNA from Habropoda laboriosa, 3520 nucleotides. Its product is annotated as ankyrin repeat domain-containing protein 12. The record is from RefSeq and is a predicted model, not a curated record. The coding region runs from base 433 to 3384 and encodes 983 amino acids. The transcript is spliced from 9 exons. NCBI's taxonomy places the organism in Eukaryota, Metazoa, Arthropoda, Insecta, Hymenoptera, Apidae. Gene Ontology annotation, cellular component: nucleoplasm.